GUUAUUUAUUUUAACACAUUAUAUAUUUCAUAAUUGGUUUUUGCAAUUUUUGUAUUGGUCAAAAAAAAUUUAACAUUCACAAGGCGUCAGUGAAACACACCAACAACUGAUUAUUACAGCAAAAGAAAAUAGUGCAAGUAAUAAGAGUGGAAAGAAUCAUUUGGAUUGGUAAGCGACUAAACGAAACAAUUAUUCAGAAGAAAGAGAAGUUCCAUCAUUCCGCGUUUGUUGCACAACUCAAGACCUGAACAUGAAUGAGUUUGAUGGUAAGAAAUUCUACGGAUUCUCGUUGCAUGAUGAUCCUGUGCUGAGUACGACAACAAGGAAUUUUGAAUUUAAGUAUACUCGCCCCGAACAUUUGGAACGUCUCAUACAGAAGGUCCAGCAAAAUGAUCCGGAGCACGACCGCAAUCGCAAAAAUGAAAUCUUAAACCGCCUUCGCAAAGCAAAGAAAAUACCACACAACCCCGAUAUGACCAUGCCGUACCGACGUGACGCUGAUAUAGAGACACAUGUCUCGCGCGGUGAAACGGUCGCACGUGUGCGUAAUCUAAGUGAUACGGAAAUCAAUCAGCUCAUCGGCAAAGUCAAGAGCUAUGGGGACUUACAAAAGCAGAACAUGGCCGACACAUACACCAAACCCAAGGACACCUCGAAAGCCAUGAAUCCGCCAACGGCAUUGAAAAGCAUCUUACGAACUACGGCGCAUGAAUUUCCGCAUAGCAGCUGUGGAUGUGAUCUACCAACCAGGCCUGCAGCCGCGAAAGUACUUCCAAAUAAUUUAUACGACGUAUCUGAGGAGAAUAGUGCUGGUGAUGGUGAGAUGUUUUAUUCAGAACCCACGUCUGAGGAUCAAAUACUUUGCAAUCCCUUCGACUUGCCGCACGAACCCCUGUACGAACCGCACAGCGUACAUUUACAACAUAUGCGACGCGAACUCCACAGCGGUUCGAAUAAACUGCCAGACGUGCCAGAAGAAGAUGAGCUCUUCGCAUCCAGAACUGUUAUGCCGACAUUAGUUGAGGAAUAUCGUUUCCCACAGGCUAAAUGGGCGGAAAUCAUGGAAGCACCGAUCAUACAGAAAGCUGAGGUAGCGGAAAUCAAGUGCUCUGACUUAACCGAAAAAUCCGAGCGUUUGCCGACAAAUGUCACCUACACAAUGCACUCCCACGAACUACAAUUGCCGAUACAAAUAAGUACGCCCGAAAUGAUGUUGAAAAAUAUGACGCCUCCGCCGAGUUUGCCCAACAUGGCGCUCACAUAUGCGAUGAACAGCUACGAAGAUAAUCCAUCAACCUACGAAAUAGAGGAUAGUGACUUAGAGUAUGAGAUGAUGGAACGCGCUGAGUACACGAAAUAUUGUGGAACUCGCCCCAAAAUCGAGGAAUUGACAAACAACUCGAAUGGAAGUGGAGGCCUGGCAGAAUUUGUUGAGCUCGAAGCAGAAAUUCCAAGCAUAAAUUUAAGCUUCCUAAAAAACGUUUCGCCCAUGAUGUACUCGGAUUUGACCGACGACCGUGAGGAAGAUAAGCGAGCGAGCACAAAACACAAGCAAAUAAAAAUCCUUUCCGCAAAUCGUACCAAAAAAUCUCCAUCACCGACAUUGGAAAAAGAAGCAAAGAAAAAAGCUUCGAUAGCAAAAAAGAAACCAAUUGAAGAAAUCAGACCGAGUCCACGUCGAAAGACCUCAUCGUCGGCACGUAGUGCUGAUCUAUCGCCCACCCUUGAAAGGUCAUCGCACACACCACGCUCAUAUGGCAAACGUUCAGCGACAAAUACACCGCGUCAGCAGAAGGAACGCAAUCAAAUGAGCGCCAAUGAAUUGCGUAAUAUGAAAAAUAUUGUUUCGACGAAGUCAAUUGAAGAUUUGAAAAUGGAAAAGAUGGCGAUAUUUGCAAAAAUGACCAGCACACAGGAGAGGAUUAUUGAGAAUUUAGAUAAAUUGCGCAUUAGCUUGUUGGAACUCUAUGUGCCGGAUAGUCAUUAUGAGAAGACCAGACGUCAGAAGAAUGCAUUUGAAUUCUCAGUGAGAUUCUCACGUAAUUUCCUAUAUCCACUAAAGGGCAUGAUCGAAGAUCUUCGCAUGGUUUCAGUGGAGCAACUCUGUAGUGCAGCGUCAAAUGAGGCCACUCAACGUGUGCUCAAUAUUUUCACACUCAUCCAUCAGUCCCUGCAGACCUAUUUCAAACAACUGCGUUACUUUCUACUCGAUCAAGUGCCACAAAAAUUGAAUACACUCAUAGAGUUGACCAGCACACUGGUGAGCAUUUGUUUGGAGAAACAAGUUUUCGAUCGAAACGAUGCCAUUAUUGAGUGCCUGCAAGAUCGUUGUGCGAAAUUUUUGGGCUUUCUCGAAGAUAUGCAUGAAGAACGCUUCCUUACAGCGCGAGAUAAUUAUCGUAAAGCCAGUUUUGAUAAGACCGCUUCCAAUUACAGCCUCAAAAUGUUUAUGAACGAUCUAAAUAUGUACGAACCAAAAUUGGUGCCGAAGAACCACUAUAAUCACCGACGCAAACCGAAGUUACGUCGUGUACUAAAGCCGACCACGACGAAAACGAAAUCGAAUGCCAAUCUGCCGCCGACGCCGAAAACCUCACAAAUGGUUAUCACAAAGCCCGAUGGCGAUCAGAUCUCAACGCAUAUCAAUGAAUUGGCGAAGAGUUCGGGUCUCUUUCAGAGCGCACAAAACAUCGCCAUCGAUGCAAUAGCGCCACCAGCAGAGCCCAGCAUAAAUUUAGAAGACUCGCCCGUACUGAAUAAGGCACUCAUUGAGGCCUUUCAAACCGUUACAAAAGAGCAAAUGCGUCAAUUGCUGCAGCCGAUUGUGCAAACACUCGGCUCGGCCAUUGAAAAGAAGAAUGCUUCAAAAACAAUUGAAGAACUACUCAAUGCUUUCAGCAGUAGUUUAAUUUCCCUGGCAGAAGGUGAACAUGUGAAGAGACAAAGUGUUAAUGCAGACAAAGUGCGUGCUGGAGUUGGAGCUGGAGAUGGUGGUGGUGGUGGCGAUGGUGGUGAAGGUAGGCGUGAUGAAGUGUUGAGAACGUCUAAGCAAACUGAAACUGAACGGCCGCACAACCGGCAACGCCACUCGAACAGUGGCGAAUCGACCAAACGCAACGAAGCGGCCGACUUCUUCGGCGCUGGAGCUGGCGAUUGCGACGGCGACGGCGACGGCGACGACUGUUGCGGAGGUGUCGGCGGUGGUGGAGACAAAGCGAAAGCCGGCGAAACGGGUGUUUGUGAUGAUGAUGAUGAUGAUGAUGAUAAUUACUAUGAUGAGAAUGGCGCUGAUAACGACUGUGAUGAUGUCAGUAACGUCGACGAUGAUGACGACGACGACGACGAAAAAGAUAAUGACGCUAGCGACAGUGUUGAUGAUGAAGAAGAAGAUGCUACAGACAAAGCCGGUGAUGCACCAACCGACCCCACCGAGCCGUCCGACCCCAGCGAACCACAGGAACGGAGCGAAAACACUGAGAAUAGCGACUUCAUGAGUUGCUUCCGCGUUGAAUAUGCCGGUGAGAAUAAGACAACGAGCAAUAACAAUAAUAAUAUCAACAGCAACAAGAAUACCAGUCGCAGCAGCAGCAACAACAACAACAACAACAAGUUGAGCGACGGCAAAAUAGUGCUUUUCGAUAACUUCAAGUUGGACGAGAGCGGUGAGGGCGAUGUGGCGAGCGAGAGCGGUUCGGAUUUCGCGAGCUUUGAGGGCAACUCAAGUAAUUUCGAUGUCGUGAUUGCAAUGAAGCCGGACAAAAAUAAAGUGAAUGAGCAGCAGCAGCAACAGCAGCAACAGCAACAGCAGCAACAGCAACAACAGUUAAAGCAGCAGCAACAGCAAGAGCCGCAGCAAAACAGUAAGAAGGAGCAGCUACAACACAAGAGCGAACAACAACAACUCGAAAAAUGCAACACGUCAUUUGCGCCACACCAGCACUACAAGCCGCUCAAGUUGAGCAAACAACAACAACUACAGUGUCUACAGCUGAAGCCGCAACACAGCGCGCGUCAGCAGCAGCUUACUUUGCGCGAACGCACCGAAAACUAUGACACGCAUAUACAACAACAACAGAAGCUGUUGCAUCAACAAGCGUACGAAGAGCAGUCGUUGCAACGGCAACAGCUGAAGAGGGACAACGGCGAGCGGCGCAGCGUCAGCAACACCAUUCUGGUCAACAAUAGAAAGUCUGCCGAGGAAAUUGUCAAGCAAUCUAAUAAUUUACAACAAAAACUCAAACAACAAUUGGAGGAGCAUCAGCGUUGUAUUAUCGUGCAACAGCAACAACAACAAUUGCACCAACAGCAAUUGCGGCAGCAGAAAAUGCGCGAUCGCGCGGAUGAACUCAAGCAGCUGGAGCAGCAGAAACUAGUGCAACAGCAACAACAACAGCAAAAGCAAACACUUUCAUUCACCGCACCAAAGGCACUAACACGCAAACAACUACAGACGCAAGCGCAUGUACAACAACAAGCACGCAGUCAACACCCUUCGCGCCAUAGCUCACGCGCCAGCACCUCACGCCCGCCGUCAACGCGCACCUCACCAUUGAUCAACACAAGCCGCGAUCAAUUUUCCACGCGCCCAAAAAGUGUCUCCAGCAGUCGUGCUGAUUUGCACGCGGAAAAGGGGUGUUUGUUGAAGAAACGUCGCAAUCCCAUGAACUCACCACCGCCUGCACCAACUGUGACGCCGCUAAAUUCCUCACGCACACCACGCAGCGCGCGCAUCGCCACACUUGGUCCCGCCUCGGUGGUGGGGGAGAGUGCAAAAAUCAUGUCAGCGCCAAAGCCUUCAUUGCGCUCAUCUGUCACCUCGAAUAUCAGUUAUGGUGGCGAUAUUGGCGCCGGCUGUGAUACCAACGCAACUACGAUACCCGACUGCACACAAUCGCAAAUUUUGCAAAUGUGCUCGUUACUCAAAUCCGAGUUCAUGGAUAUGAUAAUACCGCUCACAAAUGCAUUUCAAACCGCCGCCGGUGGCAGUGGCGAAGGCCAUGCAUCACUUGGAGCUUCAGAACAACGUGCACAGAAAGCUCCACGCAGCGGCAGCAAGACAUCAACAAAAAAUACUGAAAAUUUUGCCAAUGAAGAUCUCGUUGGGGCAUUAACCAAAUGCCUCUUCAAAUAUAAUGAUGCGGUGCAGGAGAGCAAGGAAAAUAAUGGCAACCCAAUAGGCGGAAACGACCUGCAAGAGCCGAACUCGACGAGUCCCGUUACUCUCUACACUGGUGAGUCCCCCUACGAGAAGUUAAAACUUAAAAAUUCUCAAAAACGUUUAGAAAAACAAUAUGAAAAAGAUUCAAGGCGCGAGGAACGUAAAUUAAACAAAAUGGGAAAUAAGAAGCUUAAUAACAAAGAAGGAGCGAAACACAGUGAUUAUCAAAAGGAAAAUUUCACAGAUGAAGUGAACAACGAAGAUAUUGAUUUUGAGCUACCAACGAUAGCUCAACUGUCGCAUGGAAAAGAGCAUAAAUCAGCCGAUCCACUCACCUCACCCUGUACACUCUGGCAUACGGAUUUUAAGGAAAUAAAGAAAAAUAAAGAUCUGCGCAUUAGCGAACUCAUCGCGGAACGUGAUCAAUUUUUGCGUGCUUGUGGCAAGAAUCGUUUUUACACAAAUCCAAAUUUCAAUCAGCCCUGGAGCGUGUUUUCGAAGCUCGCUAACAGACUCUCCAAUGAUAUCAUUGGCGUGAUCGAGGAGGACUUCAGUGUUGGUGUCUCUAAGUUCGUGCAGGAUUUUUUGGAUAAUGAAACAAAGAUUUAGGCACUGCAUUGUAUCCUUUCUACGCAAUUUUCUUAAUUUUUUUUUUCAAUUUCAUAUCCUUGUAGUAUUGUACGUGUGUAUAUGUUUGUACAUAUAUUUCUCCAAUUUUUAUAUUUUUUUUUUCAAAUUUUAGAGCAAAAUCUUGGCAGUUUGUGUGAUAAAUAAGGAAAAUAGCUGGAACUUUCGAGAAACUCUGUUAAAGGGCAGGGUAGAGGCCUUAGGUAGUUGGCUUCCAUCUUUGUCCUUUAACAUUAGCUCUGUUCGGAGAGAAUGGCAGUAGGGAAAUGUGCAAAUUGUAUAAAUUUUACGGGCUUUUCCCAUCACCAAACGUGGCUGAUGAUAAUUUUUACUGCCCAUCAGCUCACCAAAUGGGGCUAUAAUUAUCGAGAAAAAAAAUUUACUGACAAUAUUUUAAGUAAAUGCAUUUUGUCAAACAUCUUUUGAGCAACAUAUGAUACAUAUUACUGUUUUGAACAACUUAGCAUCACUGCCAAAAAAGCUCGUGUAGAAAUUCGUUUACCAUUCUCUAUUCACUUUUUUCAAAAAUUCUUUGUGUCUGUUGGGUAUUAGCAAUUAAAUAUAUAGUAUUAAA
Messenger RNA from Ceratitis capitata (Mediterranean fruit fly), 6359 nucleotides. RefSeq lists its product as uncharacterized. Bases 251 to 5767 code for a protein of 1838 amino acids. The record is from RefSeq and is a predicted model, not a curated record. The transcript has 12 exons. Lineage: Eukaryota; Metazoa; Arthropoda; Insecta; Diptera; Tephritidae.